AUCAAUUCAACAUUUAGCAGAGUAAGAAAUGAAAAAUGGCUGAAGAACUGCAAGUGUUUGGUUUCUGGACCAGUCCUUUUAGUCGCAGAGUGGAGCUGGCUCUCAAGCUCAAAGCCUUGGAAUAUGAAUAUGUUGAAGAAGAUUWAAGGAACAAGAGCGAUUUGCUUGUAAAAUACAACCCAAUUUACAAGAAAGUGCCUGUGCUCCUCCACCAUGGAAAACCCAUCGCAGAGUCUCUUGUAAUCCUCGAAUACAUCGAAGAUACCUGGAAAUCCAACCCCAUGUUCCCCCAACAUCCCCAUGGAACAGCUCUUGCCAGGUUCUGGGCUAAGUACAUAGAUGACAAGGUUGUGCCGGCAGUACUGAAAGCUGCUUUUAGUAAAGGAGAGGGAAAGGAGAAGGCUGUAGAACAAGUGUGGGAGACUUUGGAGCCACUGGAGAAGGAGAUUGAUGGGAAGAGGUUUUUUGGAGGAGACAGAAUUGGGUUUGUGGACAUUGUGGGCAUUUUUGUAGGCUACUGGGUUCCUGCUAUUGAAGAAAGUUUUGGGAUUGAGCUGCYAAGAAGUGACAAAUUUCCAAAACUAAGCAAAUGGGUUCAAGAGCUUGUGAACCACAGCCUCGUGAAGGAGGUGUUUGGUUUCUGGGAAAGUGCGUACAGUCGCAGAGUGGAGUUGGCUCUCAAACUCAAAGCCGUGGAGUACCAAUACAUUGAGGAAGAUUUGCCACACAACAAGAGCGAUUUGCUUCUCAGAUACAACCCAAUUUACAAGAAAGUCCCUGUUCUCCUCCACCAUGGAAAACCCAUCGCAGAGUCUCUUGUCAUCCUCCAAUACAUCGAAGAUACUUGGAAGGCCAACCCCAUGUUGCCUCAACACCCCCAUCAACGAGCUCUCGCCAGGUUCUGGGCUAAGUACAUCGAUGACAAGGUUGUGGGUGCGGUGGUGAAAGCUGCUGUAAGCAAAGGAGAGGAGAGAGAGAAGGCAGUAGAGGAAGCGAGGGAGGCGUUGGAAGAACUUGAGAAAGAGCUUAAAAGCAAGAAAUUCUUUGGAGGACACAAUAUUGGGUUUGUGGACAUUGUUGGCACCAUCGUAGCCCACUGGGUUCCAGCCAUUGAACAAAGUUUUGGGUUUGAGGUCCUCAAAGCUCACAACUUUCCAAAUCUAACCAAAUGGAGUGAAGAACUUGCAAACCACAGCCUGGUGAAGCAGGUUCUGCCCCCACAACAUGAAAUUGUUGCCUUCAUGGAAUCAGCUUGGUCAAAUUAGAACAGGUUCAUGCCUUCUUCUGUCUAAUAGCUUCUUUACAAUUUAAUAGGUACUUAAACUUUCAAUUUUUGUGUCRUGUUCGGUAAGUGUUCUAAUGGACYGUUAAAUUUUUUAUUUCAUGUCUAAUAGUUUCUUAUUCUAUCCAAAAGUAUUAUGAAUUCGCGGA
This is a messenger RNA of Momordica charantia (bitter melon), 1431 nucleotides long. The record is from RefSeq and is a predicted model, not a curated record. Lineage: Eukaryota; Viridiplantae; Streptophyta; Magnoliopsida; Cucurbitales; Cucurbitaceae.